This is a messenger RNA of Polyodon spathula (Mississippi paddlefish), 544 nucleotides long. RefSeq lists its product as uncharacterized. The coding region runs from base 34 to 426 and encodes 130 amino acids. The record is from RefSeq and is a predicted model, not a curated record. Gene Ontology annotation, cellular component: extracellular region. Gene Ontology annotation, biological process: receptor guanylyl cyclase signaling pathway; cGMP biosynthetic process. Gene Ontology annotation, molecular function: hormone receptor binding; hormone activity. The transcript has 2 exons. Lineage: Eukaryota; Metazoa; Chordata; Actinopteri; Acipenseriformes; Polyodontidae.
UUGUUCAAUUUAUUUGUUCUUUUUUUUGCAGUGAUGGAGCAGUCUGGUCAGAUGACUCUCUACUUCUCUUUCCUCCUGUUUUCAUCCCUCGUUCAAAUUCAUUGCGAAGCGCUGAGUGACCCCAAACAUCAGCUCCUGUCCCGCCUCAUAGAGAAGAAAUACAGUGACAUCUUGACCUCUGACGACCUUUCAGAGGAUAUGUCAGGAGAGCACUUAGAGAGUGAGAGUUCAAGGGUUGACGUCAAAGAGCAGAAGGCAUGGGCUGAGCCCCCCACAACCAACGAGAAGGCCUGGCUCCGCCUCCUUAGGGGGUCUCUGGCCAAUAGGAAGUGGGUAUCGGUGGACAAACUUAAAAAGGGCUGGGCCAGGGGCUGCUUUGGACUCAAACUAGACCGGAUUGGCUCUAUCAGCGGGCUGGGCUGCUAGGGACUGGCUGAGGUGAGGAGCUGAUUAAGAUUCGUUGUCUGAACCUUUCGUUUUUAUAGCUGCAGAUGGUCUCCCGCAUUCCUGUCCAAUCCGACACCACAACCUCCCAUAGAACAGU